Prinia subflava (tawny-flanked prinia) is the source of this 4589-nucleotide messenger RNA. It is a transcript of the gene GCC1, whose product is annotated as GRIP and coiled-coil domain containing 1. The record is from RefSeq and is a predicted model, not a curated record. Gene Ontology annotation, cellular component: Golgi apparatus. The transcript is spliced from 2 exons. The coding region runs from base 29 to 2347 and encodes 772 amino acids. NCBI's taxonomy places the organism in Eukaryota, Metazoa, Chordata, Aves, Passeriformes, Cisticolidae.
GACGCGUGUGACGCGUGUGGUGCGUGUGAUGCGUGUGAUGCGUGUGAUGCGUGUGAUGUGUGUGAUGUGUGUGAUGUGUGUGAUGUGUGAUGUUUGCUGCCCCUUUGGUGUCCCGCUGUGCCCGGGGCGGUGCCGCUGCCCUUCCCUAAGGCGCCUCUCCCCUCUCCCCUCGCCCUGCCCAGACUCCCCCGCCAUGGAGAAGUUCGGGAUGAACUUCGGGGGCGGCCCCAGCAGGAAGGAGCUGCUGGAGACCAUCGAGACGCAGAAGCAGCAGCUCCUGCGCUUCCAGGCGCGCCUCAAGGACGUGGUGCACGCCUACAAGAGCCUGCUGAAGGAGAAGGAGGCGCUGGAAGCCGGCCUGAAGGCGCUCUCCGCGCCCCACGAGGGGGCCCCGCCCGCGCCCGGCGGGGACAGCGCGGACGAGCGGGGCUCGGAGCACAGCGAGGACAGCGCGGGGACGGCGGGCAGCGCCGCCGGCGCCCGGGGGGACGAGGAGGACGCGCCCGUGGCUGCACAGGGGGCAGAGGAGGCGGGCGGCGCCGAGGAGGAGCCGGAGCGGCGGCUGCAGCAGCUGCGGGCGCAGCUGGCCACGCUGACGGGCGCGCUGGCCACGGUGGCGCGGGAGAAGGCGCGCAUGGAGGCCUCGUACCAGGCGGAGCGGCGGCAGAUGCGGCGGGAGCUGGAGGAGGCGGCGCUGCGGCGGGACGCGGAGCUGCGGCGGCUGCAGGGGCAGCUGGGCGAGACCCGCGCCCGCCUGGGCGCGCAGCAGCAGGAGCGCGAGCGCGAGCAGGGCGACCACGGGCUGAUGCUGCGCGAGCUGCAGGAGCUGCUGCGCGCCGAGCGCGAGGCGCGGCGCCGCGCCGACGACGAGCUGAGCCGCGCCCGAGAGGAGCUGGCCGGGGCGCAGGGCCACGAGCGGCACGCGCGGCAGCUGGGCCAGGAGCUGCAGGAGCUGCGGCGGGAGCUGCAGGCCCUGAGGGACGAGAGCGGCAGGCCGGACCCGCGCAUCCAGGAGCUGCAGGAGGAGAUGGCCGGCCUCAAGAACCACUUCCAGCUGCAGCUGGUGCAGGAGAUGAAGAAGACAGCCCAGGCCGAGGAGCAGCUGCGGCAGCGCGCGCAGCGGGAGGAGCAGCGCGUGGCCGAGCUGGAGGCGCAGGUGGCGCAGGCGGCCGAGCUGCUGGGCACCUACGAGAAGGGCAAGCAGAGGGACCAGGGCACCAUCCAGCGGCUCAAGGAGCGCCUGGUGCAGCUGGACCUGGAGAAUAAGACCCUGGCCACGGCUGCCUGCGGCCGCUCCCCGGGCGAGGCGGCCGUGGAGGAGGCCACGCUGGACGUGGCCGCGCUCAAGGAGAAGAUGGAGAAGCUGCGGAAGCUGCUGCAGGCGGCGGCCGGGAGGGGCCCGGAGGCGGAGGAGCCGCGGGAGCCGGAGCCGCCCCCGGGCGCCGGGGACGGGGACAAGGACAAGGCCCCGGGCGGGCAGUGCCAGCAGGAGCUGAGGCAGCUCCAGGAGGAGUUCGAGCGCUACAAGGUGAGGGCGCAGCAGGUGCUCAAGAGCAAGGCCUCCAGGGACGUGGGGCUGGCCAAGGAGCUGGAGGAGGCGCGGGAGCAGCUGGCGGAGCUGCGGGACAAGCACGUGCAGCUGCAGCUGGCGGCGGACGACGCGGAGGAGCGGCACCGGCGGGAGCUGCAGGCGCAGAGGCAGGAGCUGCAGCAGCUGCAGCAGCUGCACCGGCAGGAGCUGGAGCGGUGCCAGCUGGAGUUCCGGGAGCGGGCGCUGCGCCUGGAGGAGGAGAUGCACAAGCAGCGGGACCGCGCGCUGGCCGUGCUGGCCGAGAAGGACCGCGAGCUGGAGCGGCUCCGCGCCCCCGCGCCCCCGCAGGGCCCCCGCGACGGCGCCCCCGGGGACCCCCCCGGGCAGGACUCAGCAGAGAUCCUGCCGCAGGCGCUGCAGCUGAGCUCGGGCUCCGAGCCCACCUUCUUCCUGUACGCCGAGCAGCUGGCGCGCAAGGAGGUGGAGAUCGCGGCGCUGCGCAAGCAGCGGCACCGCCUGGAGCUGCAGCUGCACCAGCUGCAGGGCCGGGCGCUGGCCGAGGAGGAGCGGCACCGCGAGGAGGUGGCGGCGCUGCGGGAGGAGGUGCAGAAGAGCAGCCGGGACAGGAGCAGGGAGGGCGCCAACCUGGAGUACCUGAAGAACGUGGUGUACCGGUUCCUGACGCUGCCCGACGCGCGCGGCCGCCAGCAGACGCUCACCGCCAUCCUGGCCGUGCUGCACUUCAGCCCCGAGGAGAAGCUCAGCAUCGCCAAGAGCUCGGCCCACGGCUCGUGGUGGCUGCACGGCAAGAGAUGAGGGCCGGGCUUUGGCCCUUUUCCCUGAGCACUGACCAGAACCUCUCUCCGGGGCUUGGGCCCCGCUCGGUGUUUCCAGCACUGAUUUGCAGUGGAUGGUGCCAGCUUUUCCAGCCCCAAAGCCUCUGCGGAGGGAAUUUGCUCCGAGUUGGGACUUGAUCUCCAAACCGUGGAGUUGAAGAUGCCGAGGGUUUUAAAGGUGAUUUAGAAACAAUGCCUGCCUGUCAGGUGUGGGAUCAAGUGGAAUUCACGUGGGUCUUGGGGCUCCAGCCAGGCUGGUGACUCAGGAGAUGAAAGGGAGGGUGGGAAGCACUUUAGGUGGAGCUAAAAUAGCAGCAGGCCGUGGAAGGCUCAGGAAGAUGGGGCUCAGUGCAGGAAAUCCUGGGUGUUUCCCCCUAAGGGAUUCCAGAGCCAGGUUUAACCAGUGGGUGCAGCUCCAGGCUCAGCCAGGGCCUCAGGCUCUCCUUCCUUCCCAGGGAUCCUCUCUGGGUUAUCAGGGACUCCAGGAAGGAGAAAGGAUCUCCCUGUGGAUGAUUCCCAUCCCGAGGCACUCGGAGUGGGAACCUGAGCUGCCUGACCCUGCCUGGGAGCUGGAAGCAGAGGAAAGGCUGAAAUGAGUGCCCUGCUCCUGGUUUUUGAGCGUUCCAGGGAAGUUUGACUGCUCUGUGGUACUGAUUUGGGAAGGAAGGGCUGCUCUUGCUGGAGUGGGAGCAGCAGCAAGGGCCAGGAGGUGACAGCUGUGGGCAGUGACCCUGGUGACAGUGACAGCCUGGCCAGGGCUCGGGAACCUUGAUUUCCUGGGAAUUGGUGAAAGAAGGAAGCCAGGACAUGCUGAAGUGCCCUGGGAUGUUCUGCUGGCAGAGCUGCAUCCCUGGAUUUGGCUCUUCCCAGCUCUGCUCCCCUGGAUCCUCCAGAGCCUCCCCCUCUGCACAGGCAAAGCCUCUCCGGGCAUUUUUCUCCUGCCCCGUGUUUGGAAUUAAAUCCUGGCUGCUAAAGCUUGGCUUUCCCAGUCCAGAGACAGGGCUAGGUCUGGAUUAACACCCCAGAGGGUCCUGGAGCCGGUUUGGGAGCAGCUCCUGGUGCUGCAGGAGAGCCUUGGGAAGGAUCCCGGGACAGGGAGCCCGGGAGGCAGCAGCUGGCACUGCCAGGGACAAGGACAGGGACCCUGGGAUGAGCAUCCCUCCUGCCACUGCCAGCCUGGCACUGCCAGGGACAAGGACAGGGACCCUGGAAUGCUGCAGCCAGCCUGGCACUGCCAGGGACAAGGACAGGGACUGCAAGUUCCCUGCUUUCCUCCUUGGCUGUCCCGGUCCUCUCAGCAGCCAAAUUCCCGGGAUUCCAGUCUGGCCAGUGCAGCCCUAGGUGCCAAUUUCUCCUCCAAAAAAUCCUCAGGGAAAUCUCCCCGGGCAGAGGCUGUCCCUGCUGGGAGGGGGACAGGGCUGAGCCCCUCCUGGGCUCUGUGCAGGGAUGUUCCAGGUACUGCCCGGAUGGGGCACUGGAUGGGAUGGGAGGGUUUGUCCUGGGAAUGUUUGAAACGCUCCUGAAGGAGGAAAGGGCUGGGAGAGCCCAGUCCCUGCCCCCAGUGUGAAAUCGAGGGGUGCCUCAGGAAAGGCAGGGAGGCUCCAGCGCUUUCCCUGGAGCCAUUCCCACAGCUCCAGGGGGAGGUGGAGCCUCCUCCUGCCCAGGCUGAGGGAUGGAUCCCUGUUCUCCUCUGCUCCCGCAGGAUGGGGGGACCUGGAGUGUGUCCCAGGGGAGGUGGGGACCCGUGUGGGGCCAGCGGGGUGGAGGAGUGGGGUGGGACACAGCUGGGAGCAGGGGACACAGCUGGGAGCAGGGGACACAGCUGGGAGCAGGGGACAGCGUGGGGACACAGCUGGGACAGGAGGGAUGAGGCAGGAUCCGGCUGGGACAGGGACAAGGCAGGAUCCGGCUGGGACAGGGACAAGGCAGGAUCCGGCUGGGACAGGGACAAGGCAGGAUCUGGCUGGGAGGGCACAGAUCCGUCCCGGUGCCCUCUGUCUGUCCCUGGCAGAGGAAGAUGAGGAAGCUGCUGCAGGGGAGCUUUUCCAGGAGUGCCCAACUGUGUCACUGUCACCCUCCUGCAGCUCCCGGUGCCAUUCCUUCCUCUGCUCCAGCCCCUCUCCCUCCUGCUGCCUCCCUCCCUCAGUCCCUCCCCCACAUCCCUCCCUCUUCCCCCUCUCCCUUCAGUCCAUAUCCCUGAAAUAAAGGUAAAAUUCCUGUUU